UAUCUCUGAUUUGCUGCUUUUCCAUUAGUUUCAACCAGGUGCCUCUUCUUUGUGCUCACUGUGCACACAUAUUGUAAUUCAUUCCCUCGAUUCAGUUAAGGAUGGGGAUGUUUGGUACAAGCCAUGCUUUUAUGAACAUUUCCCAGUGACGGAAUUUCCCGCAUGGCCUGUGCAUUUGCUGUAAUUUACAGCGCCCCGCAUGGAAGGGGAAAGGCCUUAUAUGGUAGCGGAAGUGGGUGUGGCCAACGGGACAGUAGGGGAUCACAAGACUUCAGCUGAAAGAGAAUGUGUUGUUCCAUACUUCAUGUACGAGUCAACUACAGUGUUUUGGGCGUUUUGAUUCGCAUGUGCGUGCAAUAGUAACGAAAUCGCAUGCAAUUGUUUUGAAAACGCCUCGCCAUUUUGUCAAAGAGCCCUCCAUUUCCAUUUCUCGGUGCUUUCGUUUGCACAAGGAUCUACCUCUUGACUUGAAUAUUACUGGAGUGAGGUCAGCAUUGCAUGACUCAAUCGUGGAUAAGCAUGCAGUCAUUUUUCUACUGUUGCAUUGGACCUUGCAGUUGUUCUUAGGACGACCUGAAAACAAACGCUGAAAAUAACACGUACGGUUGUCUCCAAUGAAUGAGCAACAAGUUAACCUAAAGACUUCUCAACCCAGCUUGACAUCCCGGGAGUGGAAGAGUUGCCAGUGAAGAAAAAAGCAAAUGGACAUGUUUGAGUUACAGCGUUCUGAAACGGCUAUUUCUGAACAGGAGAUGCUGCAGUUUUUUCUUUUAAAGCUUACCUGCAUUCCUACCAUGUUGAGUAGGUUUGGAUGACCAUUAACUGUCUAUCGAGGGUUCUUUGUCAAGGUUGAUACUCUAAGACUCUUCAUUAAACCAGAGAACGCUUUGUGUGGUUUGGGAAUUUGAACGCUUGUCUCCUUAACCUCCCACUCCACCACACCCCAGAAUCUAUAUUCAUGAAAGUCAUGAGUUUGCAACCUCAACAGAAACCAAACGCAAAGAGAACGGGCAAGCGCAUCACUUUCUUUAACGAUCAGGGUGUGGCGAUGAAAGAGGCCUCUCAGCAUACAGAGGCCUACUAUGGCAUUGGGGUCCCUCAGUCAGGGCCAGGCCAUAAUGAAAGUGGAGGUGUGGAAAGCUUGAACGCAGAAGCACCACAUACGUACCUCAAUUCUGUCAUUUUCAGCCCAGAGAAGGGCGAUCAAAGCCGUGGGCACUACCAACAGAUGAUGCCCAUGAAGUGGUCACAUCAAGACCCACCUUUGCAGCCCCAACAGCGAACAGGCAGUUGGUCACAAGGCAUGUCCGCUUGGCCCCAGAACUUUGGCUCGUACCUGGGGGCUCAGGCGGCUUUUGCAAAGCAGAUGCAUGAGGGCAUGUCAGUACAACCUCAGCAGCAGCAACCUGAGCCUUCGACUAUUAGGCCAACUGAAAAACAUGGGGCUAACAUAAGUGGAGAGACCUUUAGGGAUACGACGGCCAAGCCUGCCCGGGGCAUGGACUGGGAACAGCAGCAAACCUUUCAGCAAACGCAAAAGCCUGGAAUGUUGAAUCCGCAGCAGCACGGACAAUCCACCACUGGGAAUUCUGUGCUGCAACCCUUUCAGUUGGCUUUUGGACAGCCCAAGCAGGUUGCGGGUUACUAUCAGGUAGUUCAGGGCAAUCGGACCUUGCCAAAUUUGAAUUACAGCACGCAGACGAAUUCCCAACAGCUUCAGCAACUGCAGCAGCAGCAGCAGCACAAAGAGCAGCAGCAAAAGCUGCAGCGGCAUAUAUUAUUGCAACAACAACGGCAUCAACAGCUGGAACAGCAGAUACGACAACAGGCGCAGCAGCAGCAGGUACUUCAGCGUCAAAAACAGAUACCACAGCAAUUAAAACACACUCAGCAGCCGCCACAACAACAUAUGCAACAGAUUCAACCACAACAAGACUUGGUGCAGCAGCAGCAGCAGCAGCAGCAGCAACAACAAAAAUCUGAGCAACCUUUUCAGAACCAGCAUGUAUUGGAAAACUACUCCGAUGGCCAGCAGCCGCACGCUUCUUCAGUUGAUCAGCAUCACCCCUCGUUACCAGGGCAGUCCCAAGAGACAACUGAGCCAAAACAGAUUCAAGAUUCUGUUCCUCCCACAAACGUUCCCCAGCAAUCCAUCGAGACCCAACAACCUGGGCCCCGGAGGUCACGUCGGCUUUCAAAGGAGGGUGGAGGCCCUGCCUCGGAUAACCCGUUCGUCAUGCCGACCGAUCUGCACACCCAAGGCUCUCAGAAUGGUGCUUCUGAGACCAAUGCGGUGCAAGACAUCCGGGCCGCUCCGACAGGUGUAAUCCAGAGUACACGACGUAAGAGGAGGGUGUCGCAAGAGGUCAAUUUGGAAACCUUGGCUCAGAAGGCAUCGGAAAGGGAAUCGCUUCCUUCACGUAAUGUCAAGCAAGAGCCGCACAGGCCCUGGAGCCCCCCUGUUGCCCCGACGGGUCCGGGACGAGGGGCAGCUGAGGUGGAUCAAGUGAGCGCCAAGCGGCCCAGAGAUGACAGCCUUAUGCCGCUGGUCAUUCCAGUCUCUGUGCCAGUGAGGCAGACUGAUUCCUCAUCCCCGGAUCAUGAUCAUGCCUCACUCUCAGCUAGUUGGCCUUCACGGCCUUUGGGCACCCAAGACAUGAGCUGCUCCGAUUACAAGACUUCUGUGAUUGUCACACGACGACGUUCACUGAGGAACUCUCUGUCUGAGAGCUCGGGCCAGAAUGGCGGAGCAGAGAGCGGAAGUGAAGCUGACGGGAAAUUGGCCAAAGCCAAACGACGGCCUCGUCCAGAGCCGCUCUUCAUACCUCCACCCAAACUUGGAACAUUCAUUGCCCCACCGGUCUACUCCACUAUCACACCCUACCAGAGUCACUUGCGUUCACCUGUCCGACUGGUCGACAACCCCCUCAACAUGCCGCCUUACACUCCCCCGCCCAUCCUCAGCCCAGUUCGAGAGGGUUCGGGUCUUUACUUUUCCACCUUCCUGUCAGCCGCUGCCGCUGCAGCAGCAGCAGCCAGCAAUCAGGGGCUGCCCCCACCUGCCACUCCCAAAUCUGCCACCCGCAGCCUCCUGCGCUCCAACAGCAGUGAUAUAACCCCUCCAGUUCUCUCUGCUAUGAGUGAGGCUACACCUGUUAGCAUUGAGCCUCGGAUAAACAUUGGAUUGCGCUAUCAGGCGGAGGUCCCGGAGCUGAGAGAGCGCUCGGCAGCGCAGCACGACCUACACAAGGCUGAGCUGGUGUGGGCGCCACUGCCUGACCUGGAGGCCAAUACUGAGCAACUGCAAAGAGUGGAUGACCUCAUGCACCUGGCGUGCUCGAGUGCGCUGUGUGGAGGAGGGACCAAUCAGGAGCUGGCCAUGCACUGCCUGUAUGAAUGCAAGGGUGACGUCAUGGGAGCCCUUACCCUUCUGUUGUUAAAAAACCCCAUCUUUCCCAAAGCACACCCCCUGGCUGGCUACCACUACUCUGGCUCUGACAACUGGACGCCAGAGGAACGACGUUUCUUCAACAAAGGCAUUGCUUCCUACAAGAAGGACUUUUUCAUGGUUCAGAAACUGGUGAGCUCCAAGACCGUGGCUCAGUGUGUGGAGUUCUACUACACGUAUAAGAAGCAGGUGAAGAUCGGCAGGAACGGGACACUCAUUUACGGAGAAGCAGAGCCACCAGAGACUAAACCCACAACAGAGGAGGAAGUGGACAACAAAAGUUCACAGAAAUUUGAAUCACGGAAAGAAGACGAGGAGAGCAGGAAGUGGGAAGGGUCAUGUGACAGGAAACAAGAAAACAGCCCGGGCAGGGUGACGCAAUCGCUACAGGCCACUGAAAAUGCUGCUGCUGUCUUGGUCUUAAGAAGUCAGGAAGACAGCACUAGAGAUCCGUCCACGUUGGGGGUCAGUCAUCCUCCCCCUUCUGCUCCUCCACCACAGUCUAAACCCCGCUCCGACACCGCAGGCCGGAAAAGCACUGGCAAUACAGGAAAGGGACAAACGAACCAAGAGGGUGAAUUCCCCUGCAAAAAGUGUGGCAGGAUCUUCUAUAAGGUAAAGAGCCGCAGUGCCCACAUGAAGAGUCACGCUGAAGCGGAGAAAAAAGCAGCUGCGCUCCGGCAGAGGGAAGCUGAGCAGCGGGCCGCGGCCGCCAUGUUGGCCGCCCAGCAAAAUGGAGCAAUGGGAGAUCAGAGCAGAAUGAGGAGAGCCAGCAGCGACGACUCCUCAGAGGAAGAGGAGGAUGCAGAUGAUGAUGACUGGCACUAGCUAACAAUCUCUUUCAAAAAACCUAUUUAUUUUUAUUUUACCAGCCAACAAGACCCAUCCCAGAAGAACAGUUUCAGGGACUGGCUCACUCCCGUAGAGUGUUUGUGUGAGUGCGUAUGUGUGUUACGUGUACAUGAGACGGACAAAGACGGAGACCGAUGCUGUAGAAGCAUUCAGGGGCUUAAUGUGCAGAUAUAUAGGGCUAUUGGGAGUGUAAGCCAUGCCAUCUCAGUGUGAAUGUGUGCGCGUGUCUAUAAUAUGCACUUUCGGACUCAUCCAACACACACUGAUCGGACCGCAGCACAUCUAUCCAGCAUCUGUGCACAGAUCUCACUCACUGUUCUCCCGUGAAAAGAACCUUUAUGGAUUCAGUGCUGUGGAUGUAGGAGGACACAGAAGCAAGUGUGUGUGUAAGUGUGUGUUUAGUCUUUUCUCCAUUUUCGAAAAUGAAAACGACGGUAUCUUUCUCUUCCACGUGACUGCCAAACGCUUGCACAACUGUGCUUGUACGCCUGGUUUUGAUCUCCAGUGCUGUAAUUUUGGGCUUUCUGUUUUGAGUAUCUUAAGGGUAAAGUUCAUCCGAAAUGGAAAAUUCUGUCAUUUUCUCACCCUCAUGACAUUCCAAACUUUUUUUUUUUUGUUUGCUCUUUCUUCAAAACACAAAGUGAGACAUCUAGCAGAAUGCUCAUGCUGUUCUUUCGCAAGUAUUGUCCAAGGGCUUUCAAAAUUUAAAAAGGACACAUCAAAAAACAUCAUAAAAGUAUGUCAAAAACUAUUAUGCUAUAUUCCAAGUCUUGUGAAUAGGUUUGUAUAAAAAAAUCACAGAAUGAACUCUUUGCUCAUCUUGACAGUGUUAUUUAAAACAAGAUCUAUUGAAAAUCAUUUUCUUAAAUUGAUAUAAAUUAGGGCCGUAAAAUCAAUUAAUUGUGGAUAAUCGCAUCAAAAAUAAAAGUUUGUUUGCAUAAUAUAUGUGUAAGUACUUUGUAUAUUUACAUGUGUGUGUGUGUGUGUAUAUAUAAAUGCACACACGUAUAUAUUUAAGAAAUAUGUAAUAUAUAUUUAUAUAUAAUAUAGGUUCUCUAUAUGUAAAUAUUUCAUAUAUAUAUAUGUUUGUGUAUUUAUAUAUGCAUAUAAAUAUACACGCAUGUAUUAUGUAAACACAAACUUUUAAUUUUGAUGCAAUUAUUCAUGAUUAAUCGAUUUGACAGAACCAAUUUAAAGCUAAAAUAAAAUAUACAUAUUAGAUGAAAAACUAAAUAAUUGGAAAAUAACUGAAAAGAGAUUAAGAUGAAGUACAAAAAUAGCUAAACCUGAUAUUCGAUUAAUCUGACAUUGAUUAUUGUAAUUCAUCGCAUCCUAAAUAACAGUUUGUUUACAUAAUGUGUGUAUUGUUUAUAUUUGUGUUUAUAUAUACAUAUAAAUAUACACAGUACACACACAUUAUGUAAACAAACUUAUUUUGAAUGCGAUUGAGAUUAAUCAAUUUGACAGAACUAAUUUAAAGCUAAAAUUAAAUAUUAGAUGAAAAAAGGAAAAUAACUGAAAUGAGUUUAAGAUAAAGCACAAAAAGAACUAAAACUAUACCUGAAAUUUGAUUAAUCUGACAUUGAUUAGGCGUGAUUAAUCGCAUCCAAAUAUAUAUAUAUAUGUAUGUAUACAUAUAUAUAUAUAUAUAUAUAUAUAUAUAUAUAUAUAUAUAUAUAUAUAUAUAUAUAUAUAUAUAUAUAUAUAUAUAUUUAAGAAAUAUUUACAUGUAUAUACAUAUUCAUAUUUAUAUGAUUUAUGUUGCACGUAAAUAUAAAUAUAUAUUACGUAUUUCUUAAAUAUAGGCAUUUAUGUGUGUAUUUAUAUAUACAUAUAAAUAUAUAGAGUACACACACUUAUAUCAUGUAAACAAACUGAUUUUGGAUGCAUAUAUUUGACAGCAUAUAUAUAAUGCCAAAAACAUGUAACAAAAAUACUUGCACUUGAAAAUGUAAAAAUAAAAGGCAAUUGAAAAUAUUAAUAAAUGCAAAAGUAGUAUAUUAUACAAUAGUAGAUAAAUUAUAUUAAAAUAACACUGCAGAGUAACAAUUUUAAACCUGGAUAUGCACACGUUUAUGAGGAAUGGUGGUAUUUUUAGCGAAUUACUUAUUUUCACAAAAAUGUAUCAUAUGAUUUCAAAAGACUGUGUAUACAGAGCAUGAGUUACGGACAUUUUAUGGUGCUUUUUUUAACUUUUUACAGUUUGAUAGCCGCCCUAUUGGUACUAUAUACUUUAAUUUCAUGAAAAUGAUCAGCCUGAAAAUUCUGCCUACAAACCUACAGGUUUGGAGGACAUGAGUGUGAAUAAACAAUGCUAGGAUUUUUAAUUUUGAAUGAACUAUUCCUUUAAUUAAAAACGGUGACCUCGCUAAUGCCUUCGAUGUUUUUGACACUUUCUAUCUUUACAUGACAAUCACUUUUACAAAGGUUCUUUUUUUAUACUCUGCAGAUUAUAAUGGUUGUGCUUGAUAUAAUCAUUUAUUGUUAUUAUCAUUACUGUUACUAUUAGCUUUGUACUGUUUUAUUAUAAUUCUGUUGUUUUUCGGGGGAGGGAAUGGGGUGGAAUUCUUUUUCUCAUUUGACUUUUAGUUUUAGACGUUUGCUACCUGUGUUCAAGUGAGGAUUGCAAAUAUUUGCUGAAAGCAUGAUUAUAAAAUCACACUGUAAGUGCAAUAGCAAUAGUGGGACUUUCGAGUUCCCUCCCACUCCACUUUUUUUUUUUCUUUUUUUAUUCUUAGCAUCUUUGAACAAAAGUAUUAGAUAAUCAACUUAUGUUUUAGUGUAAGAACAAAUGUGAGAUGUGAUGGUUGGUGAGUUUAAGGGCAGUUGCGAGCAGCUCGGGUUUCUAUCUCUCUACUGGCCAAACACUUAAGCACUUGGCUUUGUCUCCAUGGCAACAAAGAGUCUUCUUUUAAAGGAUAGGCACACGGGGGAUUCACAGCCAACAGUAACGGCUCCAAUUAUUGCUAAUAACACAGAAGUCUUCUAUGCAGCGUGUGUGUGUGUGUGUGUGCACGUGCGAAUGCAUGUGUGUUUGUGUUUCUUUGCAUGCGUGGUUGUGUGUAGUUGAUGCACCAAUAUUCAAAACUGUUUCAAACUCAAAGCCAAGUGAGAAAAAGAAGCUUCCUAGACUAUUUAAAUGUCUUUUUUAUUUUUAAAAAUAUAUAUUAUAUAUACUUGUUCAUAUAUGUGAAAAGACUGAUUUGCUCUAAUAUGAAGAUACGGGCAUUUGUUGAAACAAUUUAGCUAAGCUUUUUGUUAUUCUUGUCGUUGUUGAUGAUGUUUUUGAGAUAUGAAUAUUCAGAAAUGAUAUUGAAAUGAAUUUAGGGAAUGUUGUAAGGACGCACCUCGUGUUUCUGUCUUUCAUUCAGCCAAGGGAAAUUCUUCUGUAGAGGAAUAUAAAAUAUGAAAAAGGCUUCUAAAACUGUAUGCACACUUUCUAUGCUAUUUUCAUAGGGGCUUGUACACUAAUGAUGGCUGUGGAAAGAACUCUGAAGUGCUUUUUACUACAGUAUAACUUAUUGUGUUUCAGUUGUGUUUUUAUCAUGUGUUUUAGAAUAAUAAAUAAGGAAAAAACACAAUAAACAUGACCAUAUUUGUAACGGUA
Messenger RNA from Labeo rohita (rohu), 7907 nucleotides. RefSeq names its product mitotic deacetylase associated SANT domain protein b (gene mideasb). NCBI's taxonomy places the organism in Eukaryota, Metazoa, Chordata, Actinopteri, Cypriniformes, Cyprinidae. The record is from RefSeq and is a predicted model, not a curated record. Gene Ontology annotation, molecular function: transcription corepressor activity. Gene Ontology annotation, biological process: negative regulation of DNA-templated transcription; regulation of transcription by RNA polymerase II. Gene Ontology annotation, cellular component: transcription regulator complex; histone deacetylase complex.